CUGACAGUCGCUCCAUAGUCAGUAGAGAGUAGUAGACAUAGUAAACUGCUUAGAAGUCACUGACAAGUCCACACCUGCCUCCUGAAGAGUGUUUCUGGUCUGUCGGAGAGAUGUUUCUUGGUUUUUCUUCAUUAUGAAAACCACAUCACCAUGAACAUGUACAAGAGGAGACCUGUUUUGUGAGAUGGACGCAUAAUUAACCAUACAGUACCCCGGGAUCUUUUUUCUGAACAGCCAGCAUGAGUGCUCACCCACUACACCGUGCUCUGGUGCCUGGAAGAUGUAGAAACAACUUGUUGAUCAAGACACUACUUUUAAUUUCUAUCUUUGCUGUUUCUUCUUGUAUUUAUUUUUCUAGAACUUACAACUGGACAACCCUGAUGAUGUUAUUGGACCCUCUGUCCCCAAACAAGAACCAUCUGUCCCCCAACAACAAGCACCCUCUGGCCCCCAAAAAUGUGGAUCCGCUAUCCCCCAACAAUAAGCACCCUCUGGUGCCCAACGAGGACCUUCUGUCCCUAAACAACAAAGAUAACAUAUCCCCAAAAAACAAGAACAAGAAUCUAUCCCUCAACAAGGACCCUCUGUCCCUAAACAACAUGGAUCCUCUGUACCCCAACAACAAGAACCUUCUGUCCCCCAACAUUGAGCAUCUGUCCCCCAACAACAAGAACCUUCUGUCUCCCAACAAGGACUAUCUGUCCCCUAACAAGGACCCACUGUCCCCCAUCGAGAACCAUCUGUCCCCCAACAAAGAAGCUCCGUCCCCCAACAACAAGCACCCUCUGGCCCCCAACGAGGACCUUCUGUCCCCAAACAACAAAGAUAACAUAUCCCCAAAAAACAAGAACCAUCUAUCCCUCAAAACCAAGGACCCGCUGUCCCUAAACAACAUGGGUCCUCUGUCCCCCAACAAGAACCUUCUGUCCCCCAACAAGGAGCAUCUGUCCCCCAACAACAAGAAGCUUAUGUCCCCCAAAAAGGAUCCUUUGUCCCGAAACAACAUGGAUCCUCUGUCCCCCAACAAGAAGAACCCUCUGGCCCCCAACGAGGACCUUCUGUCCCCAAACAACAAAGAGAACAUAUCCCCAAAAAACAAGAACCAUCUAUCCCUCAACACCAAGGACCCGCUGUCCCUAAACAACAUGGGUCCUCUGUCCCCCAACAAGAACCUUCUGUCCCCCGACAAUGAGCAUCUGUCCCCCAACAACAAGGACCCUCUUUCCCCCAUCAAAGACCAUCUGUCCCCCAACAAGAAGGACCCACUGUCUCCCAACAAGCACCCACUGUCCCCCAACAAGCACCCUCUGGUCCCCAAAAAUAUGGAUCCACUAUCCCCCAACAACAAGUACUCUCUGUCCCCCAACAAGAACUCUCUGUCCCCAAACAACAAAGAUAAUAUAUCCCUCAAAAACAAGGACCCUUUGUCCCCCAAGAACAAAUACUUUCUGUCCUCCAACAGGGACCCCCUGUCCCCCAACAACAAGGACCCUCUGUCCCUAAACAUGGAUCCUCUGACCUCCAACAACAAGAACCUUCUGUCCCCCAAAAAGGAUCCUUUGUCCCGAAACAACAUGGAUCCUCUGUCCCCCAACAAGAAGAACCUUCUGUCUCCCAACAAGGACUAUCUGUCCCCCAAGAACAAGGGCUUUCUGUUCUCCAACAGAGACCAUCUGUCCCCUAACAAGUACCCACUGUCCCUAAACAACAUGGAUCCUCUGUACCCCAACAACAAGAACCUUCUGUCCCCCAACAUUGAGCAUCUGUCCCCCAACAACAAGGACCCUUUGUCCCCCAACAACAAGGACCCUCUGUCCCUAAACAACAUGGAUCCUCUGUCCCCCAACAAGAAGAACCCUCUGUCCCCAAACAAGGACCAUCUGUCCCCCAACAACAAGGACCCACUGUCCCCCAUCGAGAACCAUCUGUCCCCCAACAAGAAGCAACCUCUGGCCCCAAAAAAUGUGGAUCCGCUAUCCCCCAACAAGAAGCACCUUCUGGUGCCCAAUGAGGACCUUCUGUCCCCAAACAACAAAGAUAAGAUAUCCCCAAAAAACAAGAACAAGAAUCUAUCCCUCAACAACAAGGACCCUCUGUCCCUAAACAUGGAUCCUCUGACCUCCAACAACAAGAACCUUCUGUCCCCCAACAAUGAGCAUCUGUCCCCCAACAAGAAGAAGCUUAUGUCCCCCAACAAGAACCUUCUGUCCCCCAACAAGGAUCCUUUGUCCCCCAAAAACAUGGAUCCUCUGCCCCCCAACAAGAAGAACCUUCUGUCUCCCAACAAGGACUAUCUGUCCCCCAAGAACAAGGACUUUCUGUUCUCCAACAGGGACCAUCUGUCCCCUAAUAAGGACCCUCUGUCCCUAAACAACAUGGAUCCUCUGUCCCCCAACAACAAGAACCGCCUGUCCCCCAACAAUGAGCAUCUGUCCCCCAACAACAAGAACCUUCUGUCCCCCAACAAGGAUCCUUUGUCCCCCAACAACAAGGACCCUCUGUCCCUAAACAACAUGGAUCCUCUGUCCCCCAACAAGAAGAACCUUCUGUCUCCCAACAAGGACUAUCUGUCUCCCAACAAGAACCUUCUGUCUCCCAACAAGGACCAUCUGUCCCCCAACAAAGAAGCUCUGUCCCCCAACAACAAGCACCCUCUGGCCCCCAACGAGGACCUUCUGUCCCCAAACAACAAAGAUAACAUAUCCCCAAAAAACAAGAACCAUCUAUCCCUCAACAAGAACCCGCUGUCCCUAAACAACAUGGGUCCUCUGUCCCCCAACAAGAACCUUCUGUCCCCCAACAAUGAGCAUCUGUCCCCCAACAACAAGAACCCUCUUUCCCCCACCAAAGACCAUCUGUCCCCCAACAAGAAGGACCCACUGUCUCCCAACAAGCACCCACUGUCCCCCAACAAGCACCCUCUGGUCCCCAAGAAUAUGGAUCCGCUAUCCCCCAACAACAAGUACUCUCUGGCUCCCAACGAGAACCUUCUGUCCUCCAACAAGGACUCUCUGUCCCCCAACAAGGACAAUAUGUUUCCCAACAGCCUGCAGCUGAAUCAGGAGCCUGAAGUGAAACUGAAUGUAACUGGAACUCCAUUCAGAGAGAUGUCUGUGGAUGACAUAAUGCAUUCAAUAUUGGACAAUCUCCCUAAAGUUGGCAACUUCAGCUCUAUCGAAAACUCAUCCAGUGGCCAACACAGUGUGGUCAACCUGGAGCAGCCCAGAGCCCAGUACUGUGUGGGGGACACCUUGAGCGUGCAGGUGAACAUGAAGGACUACAGGGGGAACCCAAAAGCGCAUGGAGGCGACUUCAUCCUGGCCCGGAUCCACUCUCCCAAACUCCAGGCUUCUGCAUCAGGACAAGUCACUGACCUGCUCAAUGGCUCCUACCGUGUGAGUUUCCACCUGUUCUGGCCUGGAGACGUACUGGUGUCUGUGAUUCUCAUACACUCCUCUGAGGCAGUUGGGAUCCUCAGGAGAAUCCGUGCACACAACUAUGAUAAGCUGAUAUACACCGGAGUCUUCUUUAGUGGUAACAAAAUGGAGGGAUCUCAGUGUGGCGUCCGGCUCAAAUCGGACAAGCCCCUCUGCGAGUACAGGAAGAAGGAAGAUGCGGAGUACUACGCCUGCAUCCCACCCAAAACCCUUCCCUGCAGCACCCUGAGGAUCCUGCGCUCAAGAAACGCCCCAAUUUCUAACAUGACCAAUGAUGAGCAUUUUCUCCUGAGCCGUAACAACACCGGAAUACCAAUGAAUAACAGCUUUGGUCCUGUGAAAGUCAUCAGUUGUCCCGCGGGAACCCACAGACCAACUGAAAAGUGCAUGGUGGGAUUUGGAAUGAAGUCCCCUUUACCGACUGGCUACUUCUUUAAAAACAGAUGGUCUUCCUCCUCCUGCCAGACUGGCAGCUUCUUCAUGGCAGACGCCAUUAAGAGAUGCCUGAAGGACAAGAUGCUGAAAUUCAUGGGAGACUCCACUGUGCGUCAGUGGCAAGAGACACUCAACCUAACACUGAAAGGUCUGAAAUAUGGGGAACCAUAUGACCGUCACAUAACUGCCCUGGCUGUGGACCCAGUAAUGAACAUCACUUUUCAGUGGAAAAUGCACGGCCAUCCUUUUGUCAGUGGCUACAACAUGGUUAAUGAUGUGUGUGGAUACAUUUCCAGAGAAUUAGACCGAGUAACCAUUGUUGAUGUGGUGGUCAUUGGAGUGGGACAGCAUUUCAGGCCCUUUCCCCUGGAGAUCUUCAUCCAGAGGCUGAUCAACAUGCGGAAGGCCAUCCUGAGGCUCCAGGAACGUAGCCCCCAGACCCUCGUCGUCAUCAAGCUGGAGAACACCAGGGAGUUCGAUUCAGAGAUGACUCACCUGAGUGACUGGUAUGGCUAUGAGCAGAACCUGGCUCAGAAAAAGGUAUUCGGGGACCUGAAGGUGGUGCUGGUAGAUGCCUGGGACAUUACGACAGCGGCUAACACCUUUGGCGUCCACCCCAACCACAUUGUUGUUUCCAGUGAGAUAUCUCUGGCUCUGUCACACCUCUGCCAUGAUGCAUAGAGGGCUUCCUGUUUCAAACUCCAUUUAGAUUAGAUAUAUUUAUCUCGUCUGUUUCUAGAGAAAUGUCUUUGCAUACAAAAAAUACAUCCAAUGAUUUCUGUAGACUGUUUAAAGCACUUGGGGGCACUAUAAACGUUGCAUUUUAAGGUUUUUAAUGGGCGGUUUUUAACUGGUUUUUUAAUCAUUGUUUAUUCAACAUUCUAACAUUCAAUAAAUAUUCUCCCAUUUCAUUCAAUAUUCUCUGCAUGACAGCCUAUUACCUUACAUUAAUGGCAUUUGACAGACACUCUUAUCCAGAGCAAUGUACACAAAAGUGCAAAGUGCAUACCCAUAAUAUGGGAUAAGUGUGCUAAAAGACCCGAGAGGGAAGUACAAUUUCACCUGCUACCUGCACAACAAAGAUAACUUCAUGAUAUUAAAUGAUAUUAUUAUUCUUUGUAAUUAUUAAGUAAGUAAUUAUUUUAUGUUCACACUCAUUGUAUGCCCGUAGUCAUACUUAACAACAAGCACAACUUGCACUGAGUAAAUCCCUGCACUGUUUACUCUGUACU
Messenger RNA from Conger conger (European conger), 5104 nucleotides. RefSeq names its product GATA zinc finger domain-containing protein 14-like. NCBI's taxonomy places the organism in Eukaryota, Metazoa, Chordata, Actinopteri, Anguilliformes, Congridae. The record is from RefSeq and is a predicted model, not a curated record. Bases 240 to 4553 code for a protein of 1437 amino acids. The transcript is spliced from 8 exons.